GGAAGACACAGGUACUCAACUCAAUCUGUAGUAUUUCCUUCAUUCCAAACCCUUCCUGCAUUUCAAUAGACACGCCUCUCUCCAAGACAUCCAAGCCACAACAUCUGAUACUUGCCUUCUACUAGAGACAUCCUUGAAAUCCCUUCCACCAAGAUGCGUGUCUCAACCCCUCUCUUCGGCAGCUUGAGCAUGUUGCUCCUGCAAGUCAAGGCCCAGGACAGCUCCGAUGAGGGUGGUCAAACUAUCACCGGCGGGAUCUCCGGAAAUGGCGGCACUGUAAUAAUUGACGGCACAACCGUCAGCAACUGCCCUGGUGAGGUCCUCUCGACGUCGACAGGCAGCUUGAAUGGCGUAUUUUGCUGCAUUGAGGAAGACCCCUCGACCGUCAGCGCUUCGAUGUGCGCCGGCUACCCGUUUUGUUCCGACUCGACAGCUGUAGCGAUGUCCAUCAACACUCCAUCAUGUGUAACCAUGAUACCUGCCACGGCUAGCAACUAUGAUCAGCUUGUUGCAUCAGCAACCAGUAGUGUCGGCAAUGGCGGUUCGAAUGGCGGUUCAUCGACGGCCGCAGCGUCGCCUGGAAGCACGACCUCUUCAGGGCCACAAGAGACCUCUGCCCAAAGCUCGGGCAGUCAAUCAGCCAGUGCUACUGCAACCAGCUCAACGUCUGGUAAUGAAGCAGCUGGCAUGGCAAAGGUGCCACUGGGAUGGAUGUGUGUUGGAACCGGCCUGGGUGCUCUUGCUGGCGUUCUCGCAGCCGUCAUUUAAGAAGGGAUUGCACGAGUCAAGACCUCCAGAUAGCCAUCGAAUACUCCAGGUCCAGCCUGAUAUCCUACCUCUAUUACUCGAGAAUGAAAGACCUGAUCACCAUAUGCGGUUUAACCCUAGAGAUUGAACGAAGGAGCGAAGGAUGCUUUAGCCUGACCUUUAGCUGAGCCCUUGGCUGAGC
Messenger RNA from Exophiala oligosperma, 949 nucleotides. RefSeq lists its product as uncharacterized. NCBI's taxonomy places the organism in Eukaryota, Fungi, Ascomycota, Eurotiomycetes, Chaetothyriales, Herpotrichiellaceae. The record is from RefSeq and is a predicted model, not a curated record. The coding region runs from base 154 to 768 and encodes 204 amino acids. The transcript is spliced from 2 exons.